Molecule: messenger RNA, 1869 nt
Organism: Ananas comosus (pineapple)
Lineage: Eukaryota; Viridiplantae; Streptophyta; Magnoliopsida; Poales; Bromeliaceae
Product: zinc finger CCCH domain-containing protein 18-like
Exons: 7
Coding region: 130-1614 (494 amino acids)
Molecular function (GO): RNA binding; metal ion binding
Source: RefSeq, a predicted model, not a curated record
CUUAAGAUGUUGACCGUUUGACUUUUCUUUUUUUCUCUUCUCAAUUUGAAAUUUUGGUAAAGAUUCGAAUUAACUAAGGCUCCAGCAACCAGAACAGAGGGGAACAGCAGUGAUGCAGUUAUCGAGUUGAUGAUAAGAAUAUUCAACAGGAUUCGAUGUUUCGAGCCAAAUAAUAAGAAUGUGGUGAAAAUAAUGAGUUGUAUUCUUCUGAACGAGGAUGAUAUACUGGAGUUAGCCUUCACAUGUGAUUCAAAUUUAAUAUCGCGAAUAAACGCCGCCAAAUUCAUGCUCGGAAUGCCAUCUACAAUAAAUCCUCAGCUCGUCGAUCCUUUCGAACCUCCUUAUUCCUUUUACAAUCAAGAAUCGAAUAGCGGAAAGCGAUCGUGGCCGCCGAGAAGGAUUUGCCACUAUUUCAUGAAGGGUUAUUGCAAGUUUGGCGAGAACUGUAGGUUCGAACAUCCGAAAAGCUAUGCUGCGAGCGAUGAGCACCGAUCGACGACAACGCUCGAAGAGCUAGAAACGGAGAUUGUGGAACUCCUGAGGUCGGGAAGAGGCCGUCCUGUUUCUAUCGCCUUGUUGCCUACGCUGUACUCCGCGAAGUACGGUAAGGCUCUCCACGCCGAUGGCUACCUCACGGAGAGCCAGCGGCGUGGAGAAGUAGGUUGCAGCUUGACAAAGUUGCUUUCGCGCAUGAGGAAUAGUAUUCAUGUCGUACAUAGUAGGCCGCACGGGCAACAUUUGAUCGUGCUAGCGGAGGAUGCGGCAAAGUACGCAAAAUGCAGGAGGAAUGAGAGAAACGAAACGAGCGCAGCAACAACGACAUGUUCUUCUGAUCAAAUAUAUCUCACCUUUUCAGCAGAAAGCAAGUUCACCAUCGAAGAUGUCGCCGAUUACUUCAGGCAGUUCGGUCCUGUUCGCGAAGUGAGGAUUCCUUGCCAAGACAAGCGUAUGUUCGGUUUCGUGAGCUUCUAUGAUGCGGAUACGGUGGAUGAAAUUCUCAGGAAUCGAAAGCCUCAUUAUAUUUGUCGCGACCGCGUUCUGGUUAAACCGUACCGGGCAAACUCAAGGAACGGCGAAAGAUCAUACAUGAAGAAAACGAAGCCCGCGAAUUGUUACGCUUAUCACCAACAUCUUGACCCUUUUAUAGUGCCAAGAGAAUCCUAUUGGUUGCCACUACCGCAAUCGCACUUGAAUUCAAUGGCUUAUUCGCCUUUCGUAUCUUGCAACAUCAAACAAGUUUUGGAAGGUUCGAGGAAACUUAUUAUACAAGGACAAAUUGUUAGACUUUUUGUUUCUUGUUUUCGGUUAUUGUCAAAGUUCAAAUGUGAGUUUUUUACAUUAUUUUCUCUCAUGAUUAGCCAGAUCCAAAUGAAUUUGAAUGGAAGGAUCAUAUUAGAUAUGAAUCUGACGACUCGAACUGUCGACAUGGAAAUGAUGAGGGUGCUGAACAAUCAUGUAACAGUUGUGCUCAUCAGGAGAGAAGCCAAAUCGAACUUCCAGAAAGCCCUUUCGCAUCAGAAUGCGAAUUUUCGACAGUCGUAUAGAGAUUAUAAGGAAAAGCCAAGAUCCGUUCUGCAAUCGAUCGAUCGAUUGAUUGUUCGAUCAAGAGCUUAACUGAUCAUUGUGGGCUCUAUCAGUCUUUGAGAUUAUACUCCAAUGAUCAAAUCAAUUGCACUGCUUCAUAUAUAAAAAAAAAAGAAGAAGAAGAAAGAAAGGAAACAAAUACAAGAACACCUACACUAGUGAUUGUACAUAGAAGAGAAAAUUCUAAUUAGGGGUCAAGAUAUAGGAUGAAGAUUAUUAUGAAUUUAGAAGUGUAAUGGAUUUUGUUUUAGACUCUUGUGGAAGUAAACAUAUGCAAAUUGUUUA